Messenger RNA from Melitaea cinxia (Glanville fritillary), 2738 nucleotides. It is a transcript of the gene Atg9, whose product is annotated as autophagy-related protein 9A. The transcript is spliced from 16 exons. Bases 242 to 2473 code for a protein of 743 amino acids. Gene Ontology annotation, biological process: autophagy of mitochondrion; protein localization to phagophore assembly site. NCBI's taxonomy places the organism in Eukaryota, Metazoa, Arthropoda, Insecta, Lepidoptera, Nymphalidae. The record is from RefSeq and is a predicted model, not a curated record. Gene Ontology annotation, cellular component: phagophore assembly site; autophagosome.
UUGUACUAAUUUUUAAGUAGAAAACACGGACUGACUGUUUCAACUCGUGAAAUUUUUCAAUUAUUACUAAAUUAUUCAGUAAUAAAAAAUCAUAAUCCGUUAUCAUUCUUUCAUCAGUCAUUUCUCAUGAAAGUUUUUUUUAUGUUUCUGGGCCAAAGUCAAGAAUGUGUAGACAUUGAGUAGUAUCUAUCGAUUAAUAAGACGCAGAAACAAAUUUUAAUUUUAAAAAUACUGUGUAAAUAUGGCACAUUUUAGACGUGAUAUUACUUAUAGUGCUCUAGACAACGAAUUGACUCCGCCACUUGCAAGAUCUGCAGAAAAUACUCCAACGAUGAUCACUCUGGAUCAAGAACACGACGAUGCUACCAAUGUGAUCAUUCAUAAAGUUCCACAGACGAAAGGGGGAUGGACUCAUAUAGAGGACCUUGAUUCAUUUUUUACUAGAAUGUAUAAGUAUUAUAUUAGGGGUGGUUUUUAUCCAAUGAUGAUAUCCGAUUCGUUAUCUUUGAUUCAAUUUAUAUUUAUUGUAUGGUUUUCAUCAUUUCUGGCAUAUUGUAUAGACUAUCCAAAGUUAUUUAGGACUGAACCAAAUGCAAACAGGACUGAAAAAUUAGGUUUAAAUGAUGUAAUAUAUUCCUCUUCAGAAUGUGUUAGACAUAUAUCAUGGACGUGGUGGUGUAUUAUUGCAUUGUGUUCUAUUAUUUGGACGAUGCGGUUAUUUAUAUCAAUAUAUCACUUAUAUUAUGCUUAUGACACAAAAUUAUUUUACAAUAAUGCUUUAAAAAUUAAAGAGAGUGAUUUGGCUUGGAUAAACUGGUCAACCAUACAGGAGAGAGUAAGAGAAGCACAACCCGAACAUCACAUGUGUGUUCACAAACGAGAGAUAAACGAGCUUGAUAUUUACCACAGGAUACUCAGGUUUAACAAUUACAUGGUGGCCAUGGUUAACAAGAAUCUACUUCCCCUGGAAAUACACAUACCAUGUAUUGGCAGUUUUCAUUAUUUAAGCAGAGGUUUAAAAUGGAAUUUAGAAUUUCUUUUAUUUUAUAGCCCUUGGAGUCCCUGGGAGAAUUGUUGGCAGCUACGAUCAUGUUACAAGGAUGCCACUCAGAGGAAGGCACUAGCGAAAAAAUUACGAACGCAAAUUACUCUUCUGGCAAUGGUGAACCUUGUCCUGGCACCACUCAUACAAGCUUGGCAGAUACUGUACUUCUUCUUCAAUUAUGCUGAGUUAAUAAAGAGAUCACCGGGUUCCCUCGGGCUCCGCACGUGGUCGUUAUAUGCGAGGGUCAAUUUGCGUCAUUUUAAUGAACUCGAACACGAAAUAAGGGACAGACUCAACAGAGCUCAUAAACCUGCUACGAAGUACAUGGCAAGCUUCUCUUCCCCCAUCACGACGGUUAUUGCUAAAAAUGUCGUGUUUAUAUCAGCGAGCGUUUUAGGCGUGCUCGUGGUGCUGUCUGUUUACGACGAGGACGUGUUGUUAGUUGAACAUGUACUGACUAUCAUCACGAUACUUGGCUGCGUUAUUGCGGGAGCUAGGUCGCUGAUAGGUGAAGAGGACCGUUUGGGCGGAGUGUAUACGGGACCGGCCAGGGGCGAGGAGCUACUUGUUCAAGUGCUCGGUCACGUACAUUACUUGCCGGUCGCGUGGCGUGGUCGAGCCCACACAAAGGACGUGGCCACUCACUUCCAGCAAUUGUUCCAGUAUAGAGCGGUCUACAUACUUUUUGAGCUUCUAAGUCCUCUGCUGUGUCCGUUUGUGUUGCUAUCACUGCGUUCGCGUUCGUUGGACAUUGUCGAUUUUUAUAGGAAUUUUACCGUAAGCGUGCUCGGUAUUGGCGACGUGUGUUCCUUUGCUCAGUUGGAUAUACGACGCCACGGUCAUCCUGAUUGGCAAGUUCCUGGCAAAAACGGAAACAAAGCGUGCAACACGCAAUACAACCAAGCGGAGGAGGGCAAGACGGAGCUCUCGCUGGUCGCGUUUUCGUGCCGCCACCCCGCCUGGCAGCCCGCGGAGCCUCAGCGCCAGUUCCUACGAUCGCUGCGCCAGAGCGUCCACCAGGCACUGCCCGCGAACCACGCACUCAAUAAGACAAUGCUCAGUUCAUUUAUACAGCAAAGUAUAUUUGGUACGACUACUCCUUUUCCUGCCAUAUUUUCGGGUUACCAGCAACAAAACGCGCAAUAUAAGCUUCCCGACAUGGAUGAGAUCAGCGAUGAGGAAGCGGAAGGGGUGUCUUCAGGGCUGGCGGGUGCUAGUAGUGCUCUGGGUGCGAGUGCUCUUGGGAUUGGAGCUGCAGACACCCUCCCAAAUGAAGUCCGCGACAUGUCUGUCAGCACGCUUCACUUGUACGACCUGCAGUAUGAACAGAUGAGACCAGACCCAGCGUGCUGUACCAACAACUGUAGCGAAAGGAGAUCGAGUCGCUGGGAGAGUGGAGAGAACACGCCUCUCCUCCACCGCCCAUAACAGUGGCGUGACCCUUCCCGCGCUGUGUGGGUCUAGCGGGGAGUCGUGCUAAUUAGAACAUUAUAAGUACGUGAACAGAUGUGGUAAUUGCCUAUGAGCGACAAUCGAACAUCUGACCUUUUGACCUCCGACCUUCAAUUUCAUCUUAGUGACCUCUGCGCCGAACUGAACUUGUGUAUUAUCAACACGUGUAACGAAAAAUUUAAAAAUAAAAAGUGUGAGUCUACUCCGACGUACGACUGGAGUUUACUCCUUCAGAUCGAUU